This is a messenger RNA of Acanthaster planci (crown-of-thorns starfish), 3615 nucleotides long. Its product is annotated as E3 ubiquitin-protein ligase TRIM45-like. NCBI's taxonomy places the organism in Eukaryota, Metazoa, Echinodermata, Asteroidea, Valvatida, Acanthasteridae. Gene Ontology annotation, biological process: protein monoubiquitination. The record is from RefSeq and is a predicted model, not a curated record. Gene Ontology annotation, molecular function: protein binding; zinc ion binding; ubiquitin protein ligase activity.
UGCAGGAACAACAUACAGGCACUGCAGUUAUAUUCAGUUCAUGUUGCGGGCCAGGAUUCCAGCCCGACUCGCGCGCGAGCACACCACAUGCAUGUGGGCCAAGCGCAGGCCAACGACGUGGAUAGCUUUACCGACGUGUGCCGGAAAUUUCUAGAAGAGAAGGCCGCGAUUUCUGCCUGGUCUGGAAGGGGAAGAACAUAAGAUUUAUUCUGUAAAGUUUGUGGCAUCCUUCGCUUGCAUAUUUGUGUGCCACGAUUGUGCCAGGAUUGAUGUGAUACAGGGCCACGUACGGUAAGCGCAUCAUGGACGGCCUUAUAGAAUACACCGCGGCGAGUUGACAGUAUAUGCACCGCCAUGACAGUCACAAUCGUUUAAGUUUGUGAGCCAAGGUGAAGGUUGCGUAGAUCCAAGUCCAAGAUGGCGACCAACGUUCUUCGAGCCGAGGAGCUGGACCGGCAAUUUUUGCAAUGUCCCCUCUGCAUCGACCGCCUGAAGAAGCCGAAGGUCCUCGCUUGCCAGCACACCUUCUGCGCCAGCUGUCUGGAGCUCUGGGUCAACCAGAACGACGGUAAGCUUUCCUGCCCCAUCUGCCGAAUGGAGUACCCCUUGGGCGAUGGCGGAGUGGCCUCACUUCCAGACAACUUCUUUGUAAACGGCAUCAUUGACUUCAUCAAGCAGAAGCGGCGGGUGUCGUCCAGCGCCCCGACAUGCCAUGGGUGUGACAGCGAGGCGGCCUACCACUGCUUUGACUGCAACGAGUUCCUAUGCGUGGACUGUGCCAACGCCCACCGCCGGCUCCGUAUGACCCGCAGCCACCGGCUGACCUCGGUGGACGAGUAUCAGACCAGCGGCAUGCUGGUCCGGCUGGACUCCCUGGACAACAGCGCCAAGUUCUGUGCCAACCACGACCGGGAGCAAUUCGACCUCUACUGCGAGACCUGCGACGUGCCCAUCUGCUACCGGUGUCGGGCCACCAAUCACCGGCCGCCCCGGCACAAGCACCGCAAACGGCACGAGGCGGCCGAGCAGCGCCGUGUUGUGCUCGCCCAGUUGGUGGAGCGAGCCAAGGGACGGGUGGAGACACUCCGAGACAACCUGGCUGUCCUGAAGGAGACAAACCGGCAACUGCAGCUGAAUCGUAGCCGAGCGGAGGCUAUGAUCCGUGAGCGGGCGGAGAGUCUCGCUGAGACCGUGGCGAGAUACGAGCAAGAAACACUGGAGGAGCUAAACCAAUGUUACACAACAAGACGGGAGGCAUUGAACUCGGAAACAGAGCUGUUGCAACAGGUUCUCGAUAAAACAAGCAGUGUCUGCAGCGUAACGGAGAACCUACUCUCCGAGGGAAACGACACAGCUCUCCUUUUCGUCAACAGAGAGACAACACGCAAAUUGGAGGAGACCAUCGAUAUUGAAAUCACCACCACAAUAGAGGAGAACGGCCAUAUCGGCUUUGCCUGCGGCGAGAUGGAGUUCAGCCGAGCCUCGCUGCUCGGACAUAUCGAGUGUCACCAGGCCAUUGCCUCACAGUCCGUGCUAAAACCAGAGGAGGAAUUCCCCCGGGACGUUCUCGCCGGUGAGGACGCUUGCGUCUGCCUGGAGACGCGGGAUGCGUCUGGGAAUCCUGUCGUGACAGGGGGCGCCGCAGUGAGCGCCAAACUCUGCUCCCCGGCCGACGAGGUCGGGCUGGCCCGGGUCAAAGACAACGAAGACGGGACGUACGAUAUCGUGUUCCGUUCCAACGGCGAGGGCCGGCACCGCCUCUUCGUGGCCGUCUUCGGCCGCCAGAUUGUGAACAGCCCCUUCGAGAUUAUCGUACACAGGCCCGCCCGCAAGGUCCUCGAGUUUGGAGCAGGCGGCUGCAUAACAAGAUUACGGGAGCCUUGGGGCGUGGCCGUGUCAGCGCACAAUGGAGAUGUAUUUGUAGCAGACACCGGAAACAACUGCAUCCGUGUCUUUGACCUGAACGGAAACCACCGGAAGCAAUUGAACUUCCCGAAUUUUCCGAGCAAGUUUGAGCCUCUUGGUCUCACGCUGAUUGGUGAUGAAGAGAAUAUACUCGUCACAGACCACGUCAACAGACAAGUCCUGCUAUGUACUCGUGACGGGCAGCUCCUGCGUCGCUUCGGGGCGGGCGAGCUCCGACGGCCCUGCGGGGUGGCGAUCAACAGCAUCGGGAGCAUCCUCAUAGCCGACCACGGAACACAUUGCAUCCACUUCUACGACAGUGCCUUCCGCUAUCGUAAAGACAUCGGCGGAUACGGCAAGGCCACAGGCGAGUUCCGCUGCCCCAUUGCCAUCGGUGUGAAUAGCAAAGACGAGAUUAUUGUCUCUGACCGGGAGAACCACCGUGUCCAGAUCUUCGAUCCAGACGGGGAGUUCCUGGCGGCCUUCAGCUCUACGGGCGACGGUGAGGCACAGCUUCGCUACCCUACGGGGCUAGCUGUGGACACGCACGACAACAUUAUCGUCUGCAACGACUGGAACAACCGGGUUCUGAUGUUCGACCAGCAGGGCCGGUUCCUCCGGAGGUUGGACAGCGACGCGGACGCCCUGCAGUACCCCUUGGGGUUGGCCGUGACGAACCACGGUAAGGUAGUCGUGGUGGAUUACGGUAACGAAGCCGUCAAAGUCUUCAAGGUGUAAGAUGUUUCUCCCGAAGGAAACCAACUUACCAUCCACACCACUCACUCCCUCAGCCACACCGAAAUCACCGUGACAGCUUGGUAGCAAGUAGGUUUGUGGACAUGUAACGCCAGUGUAUUUCGAGGGGUCUUCCAGUUUAGAUAUGGGAAUGCAUAGUUCUAACACACGGCAUGUUUGGGAAUCCACAUUGUGCAAGUUAUAUGCCCUGCUUUAAGUGGUUUCAGCCAUAUUGCCUGUGUAGCGCUGCACGCUUAGGGACCCAUUUUAUGAUCUAUAAAAUUGUACACAAAGAACCCCAGUAGUCUGAUUUUCAGUUAAAAUGAAAUUAACUCGUUCUUUGUGGUGGCCACCAACUAAUUCCCGAGUGUAUGCAUGAAUUCGAAACAGGACAUCAACAUGAAAAUGGCGUUGAUACACUUCGUAAAGCGCUCCCAGUAGCCACAAGGACAAACUCUUCAUUUAUAAUAAGAAACUCUUCAUCUGUCAUUUCGUUCCGUGCACAUGCAUCAAGAAUGUGUUCACACUUCUUUGAUAUUAGUGAAGACAUAGGAUGACAUUACUUUACGCGUGUUAAUGUCAGUUUGAUAUCAGUAACAUUGUGUUUUCUUAAUUUCAUUAUUCUCCGAUAUGAAUCAUAAACCCAGUUGCGUAACUAGAGGGCUAACUUUCCGGGGGGCACCCGGGAGUUCAACACAUCUUUUUCAUGGGGGAACCGCAAGACAAUAAGCUCAGCCAGUAGCUGCAUUACGACGGAUAUUAUUCAAAGAUUUCAACUGGGGGCACCCAGGAGGCACAGGCAUCCGCUGGGAGGGGGAACGUGCCCUCCGUGCCCCCCCCCCCAGUUACGCCACUGGAUACCCCAUAUCUUUUAAUUAUAGUACCUUUGAAGUUAUUCCUCACCAUUUUCAGUUUCCUUAUUUCAACAACCACAGCUCCAAUUGAAAUCAUUAAACAUUCUGAAAUAUGCAUUCA